Aspergillus piperis CBS 112811 is the source of this 1697-nucleotide messenger RNA. RefSeq lists its product as uncharacterized. Lineage: Eukaryota; Fungi; Ascomycota; Eurotiomycetes; Eurotiales; Aspergillaceae. Bases 1 to 1638 code for a protein of 545 amino acids. The record is from RefSeq and is a predicted model, not a curated record. The transcript has 3 exons.
AUGUCUGUGACUUCGACUAACGGCGAUGGCGGCUCCUUGCCGUUCGAUAUUUCCGAAUACCCGAAGCUGUCUCUAGAACAGGCAGGCCACCUCCGCCAUUUCUACAAUAUCAGCUCUGCGACGGAUGGAGAAUGGCCACACAUGGGCUCUCAGGAGCCUGCGCAAGAGUUCCUCGAUGCGUAUAGGUAUCAGCUUGCAACGAUGGUGUAUGCAUCAGGGCUGACACACUACCACCGCAUGCCUGUCAUGCGUGGCCUCUUUAAGCCCCUUAUCCGCCGCCUCAUUAAGAAAAUGCUGCAUCGGGACGUGUGGAAUUAUUGGUACCUGAGUUCCCAGUCAGGUAUUUUACUUGAUCCCGAUUUGAAAGAGCUUCGUCGACCGUGGGCAGACCCAGUUGUCCGAGAGAAUAUCAUGUAUAGUGGCCACCUGCUUCUCAUGACGAGUCUCUACGCUAUGUUAUUUGAUGACGACGAGUUCGAGAAACCGGGAAGCCUGACUUUCGAGUGGAAACCACUAUUUUGGGGAAUGGGUCCGGAGACAUAUGUCUAUGACAAUCGGAGUUUGCAACAGGCCAUAAUAAAGGAGAUGGAGCGAAAUGGUUGGGUUGGCGUUUGCUGUGAACCUAAUCUGGUCUUUGUUGCGUGCAACCAGUUUCCGAUCAUUGCUAUGCGCCUCAAUGAUGCACGUGAUGGUACUAAGGUGGUAGAUGAAGUUCUUAAAAAAUACAGGGCCGCCUUGGAGAAGAAGGAUAUGAUUUCUCAGCAUGGUCUAUUCAAAGAUUGGAUCAGCGUAAAACAGGGUCAUACAGCAACUGCCCAAAGUGUGGGCCUCACGGCUUGGGCUUCUGCGUUUAUGAAUACGUGGAAUUCGGAAUUUGUCCGCGCUGGCUUCGAAAAUCAUGCUGUUGGGUUCAUCACAAACAUCGACGGACAAGUUGAGCUUCAACAUCCCAUGGUCGCAGGUGCUUACAGGGCAGCUCUGGCUCAAGGAGACGCAGCCAAAGGCCCAUCCCAAGUUCUACAGGGCGCGCGUGAGUUCUAUAAAGCCAAUAAGUCGAACAUCAACUUUCCAUACAACGAGCCAACUUUCGGGUAUGUUGUUAAAUGGCUCUCGGAGUUGGGAAAGGCAACAGAACUAAAUGGAAUUCUUACAUACGCUGAUAAACACCUCCAACCAACCUGGGAAAAUGGUGGUCUUUACUAUCCUCGGAAUGACCAAGCAACUGAUAAUGAAGGUCGCUGGACUCACAUGGACCCCUUCUCGGGUAACACUGCUAUUGGCUACUCGCGGUUGAAUGUCGAGAAUGGCCAGAAGAAAAUCUUCGAGGAGCCUUGGACAAAGGAGACACUGGCUAGUCGUCCAUACGUGGAUGGGCUGGAUCUCUCACAGGGCGUUGAUUGCUUGCGAGGAUUGUGGGAUCAGGAUCGCAGCGCCCUCGUUGUCACCGUCCGUGAAUGGCCUGGACAAGGGGCUAACAUCAAGUUUAGGGUCGAGAAUCUCUCAUCUGGUACCUGGACCGUUUAUACUUCCCAGGGGCGCUUCGAUGAGCAUGAGGUCCUCAGCGGGGGACAUAUUGCCGUAGAUGCGAUUCUUAAAGCAAAGGAGGAGGUUGAUUUUGUGGUUGUCAAAGGUGUUUAGUGUAACAAGCCGAGAAAUUAUAAUCACUAAGCAAUAAGAAAGAAGCCCGUGUAAUCUAU